CGGAGCGUAAAACUGCCUCGACUUUGAGACAGGAACUGACGUUGUGUCUGUUAGUGGAUGGAUAGAUACAUUUCAAGCAGCAGGAAAAUGGCUACAAAGAUCGCUCAGUUUGAAAGACGUUUGCACUGAUUCUACCGACCAACCUACUGAUACCAGCGUGGACCUUCUUCCUUGAAUACAUGGCACCCUCCAGUUGACGCCAUGGCCCAAAUAUCCAGUGGUAAUGGGUUGAAGCAGGAUGUGUCUCCCUCCCCGGGGGCGAGCCGGCUGAAGGGGGCGGUGGGGAAGGAGGAGGCCCUCCGCAUGGAGGCGGAGGCCCUGGCCAAGCUCCAGAAGGAGAAGAGGCACACACUCCCCGCGGUGUCAUCCGCUGCUAAACCCCUUACCAGCUCCACCCAGAGGGCGUCCUCCACCAGCAGGCCUGAGAAAGACCUCAUCGUCUUCCCGGAGCCCGAGGCCAAGAAGAGGGCGGAGAGGGACAAAUUCAGGGACAUCGACGUGGAGAAGCUCACCAACGAGGAGCUGGAGAAGCUCCUGCUGGACGACAGCUUCGGGACAAACAGUAAAGCGUCCAGACCCUCCUCUCUGCUGGGGUGCGACUUAAGCGCCUCCUAUCCAGGGACUCAGGCAUUCGGCCCCUCUCCAUUCCACAGCGGGCCUUGGACCCCCUCCGGCUCUGCUCUGCCCACCCCCACCCACCAACAGACACCCAUCUUCCCACCUCCGCCGUUCCCCAAGCACCCUUGCUCCUUCCAAAAUGGCUUCAACCCGGGGUUGGCGCCAUUCAGAGCCCCGGACAGCCUCUUCCUCAACCUGCCGGCCCAGCCUCGCUUCAUGCCCUUCCCGCCCAUGCAGCCCGCCAGCCCCUUGGUCUUCCAGCAGCCCGCCGUCAACCCAGAGAUGGCCAAACUCUUCGACAAGAUCGCCAGCACCAAGGAAUACUUGAGGAACGGGAGGUCCGCCAGCACAGACCUGGAGUCGGCCAGCACCAAGUCCCUGGCCCCCAAGCCUCCGGCCUCCGAGACCCCCAGCAUCAGCAGGUUUGAGUGGCUGGACUUGGAUCCGCUCAGCAAGCGCAAGGCAGAUGGCGACGAGGCCCUCAGUGCUCCGGACGGGGCUCUGACAGCGGAGGGCAGGCCUGCAGGGGACCCCUGGGACGCUGUGCUUCUCGAUGAGAGCGAGGGCGGAGGAGGCGGUAGUCCCCCUGCCCAGGCGAAGAGCCAACGCUCACUCACAGCUCUGCCCAGGAAGGUCUCUACUGGGGCUGUCAUGACCAGGAGCCAGUCUCUGAAUGUCCCAGCCACAUCCUCCUACAGCCAGAGUGGCCAGGGAGACAAGGGAAAUGGGAAAGUAUUGUCAAGAUACAAUGUCCUGCACGAAAUGGAAGCCCAGAAUGAAGAGGUGGUGGCCUUCUGCGAGGAUAUUGCAGUACUGAGCUCAAAGUUCCCUCAUGAUGACCUGGCCACUAACCCCGGGUAUGUGCUGAGCCCGGUGAUCCCUCAGAGGGAUAUGAAUGGGGACAACGGCAGCAGCGUGAAGGUCUCCAUAGAGAUCUCCGACUCCCAGCAGCCUGUAACUUUCACCUGUGAUGUGAGCUCCCCAGUGGAGCUGUUGAUCAUGCAGGCCCUGUGCUGGGUUCACGACGAUCUCAACCAGGUCAACAUCGGCAGCUACGUCCUCAAAGUCUGCGGCCGACAGGAAGUACUGCAGAAUAAGCACAGCCUGGGCAGCCACGAGUACGUCCAGGACUGUAGGAAGUGGGAGUCGGAGAUCCGGCUGCAGCUGCUGUCCCAGGACACAGUCCGCAGGGACCUGGCCCGUACAGCUGAGGACGACAACUCCCCAAUCAACUUGGAGAAGUACCUGAUCCAGGUGGAGAGACCCUUCAAGGAGACCAUCUCCAGGCAAAGCCUCAUAGACUACCUGGAAGGCUACCACAAUCAAGUCAGUGCCUGUCUUCAGAAUGAGAACACCCAGUACAAAACUGUGGAUCAUGUGAUCCAGUCUGUGAAGAACAUCUGCUGUGUGCUGGACGAGGUGGAGACCCUGGCCAUCACGGAGGCAGUGAAGAGGGUCAAACGCUCUGUCAACCUCCCCAGAACCAAGGCCCCGGAGGCCUCUUCAAAAUCAUCAGGCGGAUCAUCAAAUGGCUGUUUCAGCCCGGUGGAGGAGAGCCUGGGCGGCCUCACCGCCGCCGUGUACGACCUGGCGAAGCUGUACCUGCGGUCCUUCUGUCCCGCCACCCCCCAGCAGGCCGAGCGUGAGCCUGCGGGGAGCCGCAGCAGCAAGGAGGCCUCGGGCACCACCGAGCACCUGCAGUUUACCCUGUUCGCCGUGCACGGCAUCCCAAACGCCUGGGUCAGCAGUUAUGAGAAGUACUACCUGAUGUGCGCUCUGACCCACAACGGGAGGAACCUGUUCAAGCCCGUCCAGUCCAAGAAAGUGGGCACGUACAAGAGCUUCUUCUACCACAUCAAAUGGGACGAGCUGAUAAAUUUUCCCAUUGCUGUGGCCCUCUUACCGUUGGAGUCCAUGUUGAGCCUCUCCCUCUACGGGGUGCUGAACCAGAACGCCACCAGCUCCCCGGACUCCAACAAGCAGCGCAAAGGGCCGGAGCUGCUGGGGAAGGUGUCCAUGGCCCUCUUCGACUUCCGACGGGUGCUGGCGCAGGGGACCAAGCUGCUGGUACUGUGGCCCUCUCUCACGGGCUCCUCUGCGGUGACACUGGGCAGGAAGAGGAACCAGAUGGAGAGGAUCAUCCUGCAGGUGGACUUCCCCAGCCCAGCGCUGGACGUCCAGUACGUGGGCCCCCAGCCAGCCAGCUGCCCCGACCCCCAGUCCCUGGAGCCGCUGGACCCAGAAAUGAAGACGCGCGUCGAGAAGCUAUGUGGCAGGGCCUCCACCUUUGGGCUGACGAGGGCCGACCGGCAGCUCCUGUGGGACGCGCGGCACCACUGCCGCGCCUACAAGCACAGCCUGCCCAAAAUCCUGGCCAGCGCCCCCAGCUGGGACUGGGGCAGCAUGGCGGAGAUCCACGGCCUCCUGCACCACUGGCCUCCCCUGUCCCCCGUCUCCGCCCUGGAGCUGCUCGACUCCAAGUUCGCUGACACAGAGGUGCGGAGCAUGGCCGUCAGCUGGAUCGAGGGAAGCAGCGACGAUGAGCUGGCCGACUACCUGCCCCAGCUCGUGCAGGCACUGAAAUUUGAGUGUCACCUGAAGAAUGCCUUGGUGAUGUUCCUCCUCUCGAGAGCACAAGGGAACAUUAACAUUGCCCAUCACCUGUACUGGCUGCUGCGGGACGCGGUGCAGGACCCGUGUUUCGGGGCGCGCUACGAGAGCGUGCUGGGGGUGCUGCUGUGCCUGUGUGGGGCGGGGCUGCGGGCCGAGCUGGACAAACAGACGCGGCUGGUGCAGCUGCUGGGAGCGCUGGCCGAGAAGGUGCGCCAGGCCAGCGGCUCCGCCCGACAGGCCAUGCUGCAGGAGGGUCUGGAGAGAAUGCAGUCCUUCUUCCAGAAGCACAGCUGCAGACUCCCUCUCAACCCCAGCCUGGUGGCGAAGGAGCUCAACGUCAAGGCCUGCUCCUUCUUCAACUCCAAUGCCGUGCCUCUGAAGAUCACCCUGGUCAACGCUGAUCCCCUGGGAGAGGAGAUCAAUGUCAUGUUUAAGGUGGGGGAGGACCUGAGGCAGGACAUGCUGGCACUGCAAAUGAUCCGAAUCAUGGACCGGAUCUGGCUGCAGGAGGGCCUGGACCUGCGCAUCGUCAACUUCAAGUGCAUCUCCACUGGCAAGGACAGAGGCAUGGUGGAGCUGGUCCCGGCCUCCGACACCCUGCGGAAGAUCCAGGUGGAGUACGGGGUGACGGGCUCCUUCAAGGACAAGCCCCUGGCAGAGUGGCUGCGCAAGUACAACCCUGGUGAGGAGGAGUACGAGAAGGCAUCAGAGAACUUCAUCUACUCGUGCGCGGGCUGCUGCGUGGCCACCUACGUGCUGGGCAUCUGCGACCGCCACAACGACAACAUCAUGCUGCGCACCAGCGGCCACAUGUUCCACAUCGACUUCGGCAAGUUCCUGGGCCACGCGCAGAUGUUCGGGAGCUUCAAGAGGGACCGCGCCCCUUUCGUGCUGACCUCAGACAUGGCGUACGUCAUCAACGGCGGAGAGAGACCCACCAGCCGCUUCCAGCUGUUCGUGGACCUCUGCUCUCAGGCCUACAACCUGAUCCGCAAGCACUCCGGCCUCUUCCUCAACCUGCUGUCACUGAUGACAUCGUCAGGCUUGCCGGAGCUCACGGGCGCUCAGGACCUGAAAUACGUCUAUGAAGCUCUGCAACCCCAGGCUACUGACGCAGAGGCCACCAUUUCCUUCACCAGGCUGAUAGAGUCCAGCCUGGGCAGCGUGGCCACCAAGUUCAACUUCUUCAUCCACAACCUGGCCCAGCUACGCUUCUCCGGCCUGCCCUCCAACGACGAGCCGAUCCUGUCCUUCUCCCCCAAGACCUACACGCUGAAGCAGGACGGGCGCAUCCGCGAGGCCUCCGUCUUCACCUACCAGAAGAGAUACAACCCGGACAAGCACUACACUUACGUGGUGAGAGUCCUGAGGGAGGGCCAGACGGAGGCCCAGUUCGUGUUCCGCACUUUCGACGAGUUCCAGGAGCUGCACAACAAGCUGAGCAUCCUCUUCCCUCUGUGGAAGCUGCCAGGGUUCCCCAACAAAAUGGUGCUGGGGAGGACCCACAUCAAGGACGUGGCGGCCAAAAGGAAGGUGGAGCUCAACAGCUACCUGCACAGCCUGAUGAGGAGCUCAGCCGAGGUGGCCCAGUGCGAUAUCAUAUACACGUUCUUCCACCCCAACGCCAGAGACGACAAGACGGAAGGGUUUGAGGGGAUGUCCAGACCUCCAGAGGCGAUGCCAGUGAGCCCCACGUCUGGGAGGGUGGAGGGAGAGGUGAAGCUGUCCAUAUCCUACAGGAACAGCACCCUGUUUAUCAUGGUGAUGCACAUUAAAGACCUGAUGUCAGAGGAUGGGACAGACCCGAAUCCUUAUGUGAAAACCUAUCUGCUCCCUGACCCCCACAAAACCUCCAAACGCAAAACGAAGAUCUCCAGGAAGACCAGGAACCCCACCUUCAAUGAAAUGCUGGUCUACAGUGGCUACAGCAAGGAGACCCUGCGCCAGCGCGACCUGCAGCUGAGCGUGCUCAGUGCGGAGUCUCUGAGGGAGAACUGCUACCUAGGGGGUGUCACUCUGAGCCUGAAGGACUUUGACUUGAGCAAAGAGACUGUCAAGUGGUACAAGCUGACCGCUGUCCCCUACUUCUAAACUCUGCACACACAGGGGACCCUUCGCUGUCUUUCCCAAAGUCAACAGACCUCUUAUUCUUAUUCUCUUCCACCCCCCGACACUAAUCAAGGUCCUGUUCUCUGCAAGCGCGCAGUCCAGGUGUUCAGAAAAUAUAUAGAAAAGCUGUAACGUUUUGUACAUUUGACAUUAGAGGACCAAAAUGGCUUACUUUAAAAAAAAAAAGUGUGUAUAUAUUAAUACAUAUGCAUAUAUACAUACCUGUAUUUGUAAAACAGCUCAUUUUUACAUGCCUUUUUCUACAUAGAAAAAUAGGAAGCAUUAAUUCCCUGUGAGCUUGUGAUGUCUGAGCGGAGGGGGGAGGGGGGCGGCAGGGGGCGCUGUAAGUUAGUUUGCUUCCCAAAUCAUGUGCCAAAAGAAUGGAGGUCACAAACCACUUCCCUCAGGGGACAAAACAGGGUGCCUUGAUUGAGUUAGCCUUGAUUGAGUUCACCUUGAUCUUCUGGAUCCACUCAACCUGCAUACAGUUUAUUUGAUCAAGUGUGUAUCGUUGAAAUUAAAACCUCACAGAGUGAAACGUUUUCCAGAGUUCUUCCAGCACCGUGGCAGUGGAGUAGCAGGCCUCCUCGUUACCAGUCGAUAAGGCCGGCCUUCAAACCUGCACGAUACCAUGACUUCUAAUGCUGCCGUUUCGACUCCUUUCUCACCACACAUUUCAACUGUGUGUGGUAAAAUAACAACUUACAGAUGCACUGUGACAAAAGGGAAUGGCAACAAUAAUCAGGUGCUCUGAAGCCAGGGAGAUUUCUGCUUCUGCUCAGCUGCACACAGCUAAAGUUGGAAGAGAAAUUAUUGUAUUUUCUUGGAAAAGAAUUUUAAAAGAGGAUAUCAAAGUGGAAACUUAUCAGCAUCACACAUUAGAAAAGAGUGACUACAUUCUUUUAAUGACUGUAUAAAAAAACAUGCUGAAUUUAUAUAAAUAUGGCCAGUUAUUUAUUUUUAAUUGGUUAUCUUAACCUGAGUAGAUCAGUGUGUACUGUAAGCCUUUUUUUCCUA
Megalops cyprinoides (Indo-Pacific tarpon) is the source of this 6357-nucleotide messenger RNA. Its product is annotated as phosphatidylinositol 4-phosphate 3-kinase C2 domain-containing subunit alpha-like. The record is from RefSeq and is a predicted model, not a curated record. The transcript is spliced from 33 exons. Lineage: Eukaryota; Metazoa; Chordata; Actinopteri; Elopiformes; Megalopidae. Bases 202 to 5322 code for a protein of 1706 amino acids. Gene Ontology annotation, cellular component: cytoplasm; plasma membrane; phosphatidylinositol 3-kinase complex. Gene Ontology annotation, molecular function: 1-phosphatidylinositol-3-kinase activity; 1-phosphatidylinositol-4-phosphate 3-kinase activity; phosphatidylinositol binding. Gene Ontology annotation, biological process: phosphatidylinositol-3-phosphate biosynthetic process; cell migration; phosphatidylinositol-mediated signaling.